This is a messenger RNA of Schizosaccharomyces cryophilus OY26, 1129 nucleotides long. RefSeq lists its product as uncharacterized. Bases 165 to 980 code for a protein of 271 amino acids. Lineage: Eukaryota; Fungi; Ascomycota; Schizosaccharomycetes; Schizosaccharomycetales; Schizosaccharomycetaceae. The record is from RefSeq and is a predicted model, not a curated record. The transcript has a single exon.
GUUUCCUUUAACUGAUUGUUCCUGCUGUAAGUAAUGUAAACAGACGCGGCGCGUUUGAUUCUCAACAUCUACCAACAUCGACGCGGGAACACGACAAACUUAGCAAACGCAAAAACCAUUAAAGAAACGCUUUAAUUCGUAUAAAUUAAAUUAUAUAAAAAAAAAUGAUUAUUGAAGCUACACAUGUCAAUGUAAAGCAUGAGCACGAAGGUCAUUUGAGAGGCUUGUUGAGGAGACGAAAUUCCAUGAAACGACCUAUGAUUCAGCUUAAAUGUGAACCAAGCCGAUUGAAACAAAAGCCAACGGAAGAAUUUACAAUUCAAAGUGUCAAACAGAUUCGUAGCGAAUUAAACAACAUGUUAAGAACGAUCACGGAGGCAAUUACUCACCAGUUAACUUUGAACCGGCACAUUCACUUGGAUGGUGUCAAUCAGUUGCAGAAAACCCUCCUUUCUGUGUUAAAACCAUUUGAACAACUGGAUCUAUUGCAAUUAAAUAUGAUCGCGGUAAAUUAUUCUUUAAAAGAUAUAUUCUCUUCCUUCGAUGACAUUUAUUCUUUUCUAAUGAUGUAUUACUCUACGAUUACUUUGUACGAAAGGGUGGAAAUCUUUCUAAAGAAAGGCCUAGAGUUAGUUAACCAAUUGUACGAUCUCCUAUACUUUCAAACAACGUUGCAAUUUACCAUGGCUCGUGUCCCUCUUUCAGACACUGGGCUUCAUAAUUUAAACCUUCUGGUUUCUACUCUCGAAAAACAAUCAACUAGCCUGAGCACCACGGCAACAGCAUUGAUUCCUUUACAAGAAGAACUUGAGCAAGCUAAUUCUUACUAUAAGUGCUGGCAACGAGCACAUACGAUCCUUACUAUCUUUGCAGAGCCUUAUCAUCUUCCGAAACACAUUCGUAAUGAAAUUGCUUCUUGGUUUCAAAAUAUGCCCAGCUGUCAUCCCAAGCAGCUCAUUUUACUAAGGUUAUAUCUUUAAUGCUCACAAUUAAUGCAAACGAAAUAUACUCAAUACGAGCGAACUUAAUAAUAAGGAUGCAAAUGUACAAAUCACGCGAACCUAAUAUACACAAUGACAUAUUCAGUGUAAACAUAUUAUGCGGAACAAUAUUAAACAUUAGUACACCC